Molecule: messenger RNA, 561 nt
Organism: Pipra filicauda (Wire-tailed manakin)
Lineage: Eukaryota; Metazoa; Chordata; Aves; Passeriformes; Pipridae
Product: olfactory receptor 14J1-like
Exons: 1
Biological process (GO): G protein-coupled receptor signaling pathway
Cellular component (GO): membrane
Molecular function (GO): olfactory receptor activity
Source: RefSeq, a predicted model, not a curated record
AUGUGCUACGACCGCUACGUUGCCAUCUGCAAACCCCUGCACUACGGGACCCUCCUGGGCAGCAGAGCUUGUGCCCACAUGGCAGCAGCUGCCUGGGCCACUGGGUUUCUCAAUGCUCUGCUGCACACAGCCAAUACAUUUUCCCUGCCCCUGUGCCAGGGCAAUGCCCUGGGCCAGUUCUUCUGUGAAAUCCCACACAUCCUCAAGCUCUCCUGCUCACACUCAGGUUACCGCAGGGAAAUUGGACUUAUGUUUUUUACUAUCUCUUUAGGACUUGGCUGUUUUGUUUUCAUUGUUUUCUCCUAUGUGCAGAUCUUCAGGGCUGUGCUGAGGAUCCCCUCUCAGCAGGGACGGCACAAAGCCUUUUCCACCUGCCUCCCUCACCUGGCCGUGGUCUCCCUGUUUGUCAGCACUGCCACGUUUGCCCACCUGAAGCCCCCCUCCAUCUCCUCCCCAUCUACGGACCUGGUGGUGUCAGUUCUGUACAUGGUGGUGCCUCCAGCACUGAACCCCUUCAUCUACAGCCUCAGGAACCAGGAGCUCAAGGAUGCCAUAAGGAAA